Fusarium keratoplasticum is the source of this 2295-nucleotide messenger RNA. RefSeq names its product Fork-head domain-containing protein. Gene Ontology annotation, molecular function: RNA polymerase II cis-regulatory region sequence-specific DNA binding; DNA-binding transcription factor activity, RNA polymerase II-specific. The transcript has a single exon. NCBI's taxonomy places the organism in Eukaryota, Fungi, Ascomycota, Sordariomycetes, Hypocreales, Nectriaceae. Gene Ontology annotation, cellular component: nucleus. The record is from RefSeq and is a predicted model, not a curated record. Gene Ontology annotation, biological process: regulation of transcription by RNA polymerase II. Bases 1 to 2295 code for a protein of 764 amino acids.
AUGGCCAAGCACACGCGUUUUUCGGCUUUGGACGAGCCAGUAGACAUCUUCCAGGACGAGAUCUUCGAGAGCGCCGCCCCUAUGACCAGUCACGCUCCCAUGCCCUCAGUCACAAAACCCAACCGACGACCCCUGACGAGCUCGAGCUCCAACGUCGUCUUCAACCCACCCGCCACUUCGCACAGCACAUAUUCGACCUUCAAGACAAGGCCGUCUUCUUCGUCACACAUUCCCCUGAAUUCGUCGCUCGGGAACAAGUUGAACAUGGUCCCCAUGGCUCCUCCAUCAACCAGAGGCCACAACGCCAGCAUGCCUCAAAAGGGGCCCUACCUAUCAGAAUUCAAGACAGGCCCUCAAAAGCCAUCCAUUGAUAUCAGUUUCGACUAUGGAAAGGAGAACAUUCGCCCUCAGCUCUUCCCGGCACCACCCGCUGUCAACCUCCCGGCCGAAACCUACUACCGCAAGCCCAACGGCAAGCGAGCGCUCAUGGAUGCUGCUCCCAUCAAGGACUCAAGACCAGCAAAGAAGAUCAAGGCUGAGCCGGCCGCCACAGUCAUUCCUCCUCCCGACGCCUUCCCACCCAUCAUCGAUGACGGCAACAAGCCUCCUCACAGCUACGCCCAACUGAUUGGAAUGGCCAUUCUCCGAUCUCCUAAGAAACGACUCACACUUGCCCAGAUUUACAAGUGGAUCAGCGACAACUACUCCUUUUACAGUCCUUCCGAUGCCGGUUGGCAGAAUAGCAUCCGCCAUAACCUCAGCCUCCACAAGAACUUCAACAAGAUCGAGAGACCCAAGGACGACCCCGGCAAGGGCAACUACUGGGCCAUCGAACCCGGCACUGAGUCCCAGUUCCUGAAGGAAAAGACUACGCGCAAAUCUGCAUCCGCCUCGGAGAAUCUGCCUGUCAUGUCAACUCGGCUAGAGCCCUCGCGUUCGACUCGUGCCCCGAUCCAGGAGCCUACUCUCCCUCCGCCCAUUCCCAUCAGCCAGGCUACUCUCCCACCCCUUCCCACUUCUCAAGCCACCAUGUCGAUGCCUCCGGAGUUGUCUUCGGAUGCAACCAUCCCGGUCUCUGAUAACAUUGGUCCCGAAGAUGCCGCAGACAAGGCCGAUAACGAUGCUCCUCACGACUCCUCCCUCUACUCACCUCUUCCCGCUGCCAUGCACUCGUCACCUCCCGUCUCCCGGCACAUGGAGCCCCGAAGCAACACUCCGCCUCCUAUCGCUCGCAACCCCGCCUCUUCCAUCUCACGAUCUCGCAGGCGCAAGUUUGCGUCCAUGGAUGACAGUGGAUACAUCUCUUCUCUUGAUUCAUCCGUUGUCCGACCCAACCAGAAGGCUUACCUGCUGACAUCAGAGGCCGACCGCCCAAGGAUGAAGGUUCGAGGCCGUGCCGAGGAGGAAAUUGCCCGCCUGCGAGGAUCCUCUCCCUUCAGCCCGACCAAGUCACGCUUCUGCCCGCCCGUUUCGUCCUCUCCGCUGCGACUUCACGACAAUCAGAUGCUUCCCCCGCUCACGCCUGUCAUCAAGAUCAAGCCUCCUGUUCGACCACCUCCCUCGGUCUCUCCCAACACCAACCUUCGACUUCACCGUGACAAGGUCCAAAGCAUUCUCCAGUCGCCUAUCCGCCGGGUUAGUGCCCUCGGUGGCCUCGGUGAUAUUGCGCCAUGGAGUCCUGCCUUCAACCUCGAUGACCCCGUCUACAGCUUUGACUGCGAUGUCGUGAACUCGGCCGACUUUGAGGUUUUCCACGGAUUGCCAAACCUCGAGGGAGAUGCCUUUGCUGGCAUCAGCUCAGCUGAGGCUGGAUCCCCUGUCAAGCGUUCUGUCAAGCGUAAUCGGUUGGAUCGAUCUGUCUCUACAUCCGCCCUAGGCGAGAUCACAAACUCUGCCGUCAAGAAGCCCAUCGCUUCCGCCCCCUUGCUCAAGGCCCCCGAGCCGUCUGCUGCGUAUGACAGCCCUAGCAAGAUCUUUGAAGGCCUCAGCUCGCCAUCAAGGAUGUUCCAGCAAUCCCCCAUCAGGAACCAGUCCCCUUCCAAGUUUGCCAGCCUGCCAGACCUCCCUGCCGACUGUGACUGGCCCUCAAUGAUGAUGGACCCUGUUGGCUUCAUGAACCACGGUACGCCGGAUGUCGCAAACUUUUCGAACCUAGACAUCUUCAAGGGAUUCGAGAAGAUUGGCUCCGGAUCACAAAACACCUCAAACGACAACGAAAACUCCACCAACUCCAACUCUGCCAACCCCAGGGGCAGCAAGCCCGGGCUGGGUCGGAGCUACUCUACUGCAUUUUAA